This is a messenger RNA of Trichophyton rubrum CBS 118892, 2611 nucleotides long. RefSeq lists its product as uncharacterized. Gene Ontology annotation, cellular component: membrane. Lineage: Eukaryota; Fungi; Ascomycota; Eurotiomycetes; Onygenales; Arthrodermataceae. The record is from RefSeq and is a predicted model, not a curated record. The transcript is spliced from 3 exons. Bases 950 to 2611 code for a protein of 553 amino acids. Gene Ontology annotation, biological process: transmembrane transport. Gene Ontology annotation, molecular function: myo-inositol:proton symporter activity.
CAGGCCGACGGGCCAGAUAGCGCUGGGCGAACGGGGAAGAUACUAUAGCCCGGGUAUACAUGCAUGCCAGUUCACAUUUCGCCCUGGCUCGUUUACCUGUCAAAAGUUCGAACGUCUUUUGCUUGUCUUCCUUUUCGUGGCUUACAAGGCGAAUAUUUUCUGUGAUCUUCAAUGUCGCAUUUUCUUCCUUUUUAUUCAUUUCCUUUUCCUUGAUUCGCUGCAAAAAAAAAAACAAAAACUUGGAUUUACUUUUGUUUUAGGUUUAAACCUUCUUCUCGCCUUAGGUAAUUUACCACGUGAUAUAUCAUUAAGUAAGCUAUAGAUUUGUUCAUUAGUACCUAAUCCGCUCUGUGCGACGGGACUAUCGAAUCUAUCGAAUCUCUAUCGAGUCGAGCCAUAGGUUGCGUCGUCCUGGGCGCUUCUGGCCCCCUUCUGUCCGGCGCAGCUAACUACGUAAUCAUCAUCUCGCCAGAGAGCGCAGGCUAUAACCGUAUCUACGGAAGUGUAAGUACGGAGAUGCUAAGUACAUGGAUAUUAUUCCUAUACCACAGAGGCUAAGCUGCAGGAUGCGAUGGAAGGACUCAGGUACCAAACCCACCAACGACCCGUUGGAAAAGUGCUUGUUCUGCCCCUGAUCCCACUGGCUUAGGUAAGCAGUAGGAUCAAAGCAGCUGACGGUGGACUAACCCGAUGCAGACUAGUCAGAGUCAUCCAUUAUCCUCAAUCCACGUGACUCUCACAAGAAAAAGGGUCGCGUGGAUGCAGGGAGAAAAGGCGAAGAAGCUGAGCAGUUGAUAUAAAGGGGGCUGCAGAGAACAUCAUUCCAAUAUCCCAGUGCCAUGUAAGGAGCUACCUCACUGUGUAUAUAAGCACUACCUGCCGAAUAUUUUUUUGACGUUGAAGUUGAGAGCCGCGAGCAAAGGUGGAGGAGGAGGUUAAGCUAGAGCCGAUGGCGAGCGCUGCGGAAGAUACCCUUGAUGCCACAGCACCAUUGCUCGAAGGCCCACGCCAUGACAAUACCAGUCCCUCAGGCCCGGGAAACGAACCUAGUACAGCCGUUCGUGCUGACUCGGCUGCUAUAAGCACAGCGACCUGGUUUAUUUGGGCCUUGACCUUCACCGCCGGGAUCAGCGGCUUCUUGUUCGGAUAUGAUACCGGAGUUAUAUCGUCAACCCUAGUAUCGAUCGGAACAGAUCUCUCUCAGCGCGAGUUAACCAUCCUUGACAGGAGUUUGAUCACAUCUUCGACCAGCCUCUUUGCGCUUAUAGCCAGCCCCCUAGGAGGUGUACUGGGCGAUACAGUUGGCCGCAAGCCUGCAAUAGUCAUCUCCGGUGUCUUAUUCAUUAUCGGGUCUCUAUGGCAGGGCAUCACUUCCACCGUUUGGGGGAUGAUAUCCGGCCGGAGUUUGGUAGGACUGGCCAUAGGCAUGUCAAGUUUGAUAACACCACUGUAUAUCUCUGAGCUCUCUCCGUCACACCUACGUGGCAGGAUGGUGACUGUACUUAGUCUCCUCGUCACUGGAGGGCAGGUGAUAGCUUACAUCGUAGGGUGGCUCUUGUCCAGCCAGCCCGGAGGCUGGAGAUGGAUGGUUGGUCUUGGUUCUUCACCUGGUAUCAUACAACUUUUGGUACUUGCUUUUCUCCCCGAGACUCCAAGAUGGCUUGUCCGCGCCAACCGGGCGAAUGAAGCCCGCCAAAUCAUGCGAAGAGUCUACGGUGAUACCACGCAGAGUAACCAGAUCGUUGAACAUAUUCUUGGAGACAUCCAGCUGGAAGUACUACAUGCCUCGGCUGAGAUAGACGCUCAGCCAGGUAACCCUGCUGGAGCCAGUCCUGCGUCCACCACGCCAGGGUUGUGGUUGCAGAAAGUACGAAGAACAUACACCGAGCUCUUCACUAUCGGCUGCCACCGCCGUGCACUCAUCAUAGCAUGUACACUCCAGGGCCUCCAGCAGCUCUGCGGCUUCAAUUCACUCAUGUACUUCGCGGCAACGAUAUUCAAGUCUCUCUCCUUCUCCUCGCCAACCCUCACAUCUCUCUCUGUCGCAGGAACAAAUUUCGUCUUCACAUUUCUCGCCUAUGCUCUCAUUGACCGUAUCGGCCGUCGUCGUAUACUGCUAUACUCUAUCCCAGUCAUGGUAGUGUCACUCGUUAUCUGCGCCAUUGCAUUUCCAUCGACAUCUCUCGGUGAGGGGGGCGCCUCCGGAACGCCAGCUCCAAAAAACUCCCAGGCCGCCAUCAUACUGCUCUGUCUUACGACAUACACUGCAUCUUAUGCUUCCGGAUUAGGCAAUGUGCCAUGGCAGCAGUCGGAGCUUUUCCCACUUAGCGUGCGAAGCCUUGGCUCUGCCCUAGCAACGGGUACAAACUGGGGAUCUAACUUCAUCAUUGGCUUGACUUUCCUACCUAUGAUGCGGUGGAUGGGAGCUGGAUGGACUUUUUUCCUAUAUGCCCUUAUCUGUGCCAUCGGAUGGGUGGGCAUAUGGAGGAUUUAUCCCGAAAUGACAGGGUUGGGUCUCGAGGGUGUCAGAGGCUUGCUUGACCAAGGCUGGGGUGUAGAGGAGAGUUGGCGGAUAUUUGUAGCGAGGAGUAAAUAUUCUAUUGAUACAUAA